UAUUUUUCCCUCUGUCGAACCAACUUAACGCAGAUAAUUUAGGCAAUUUCUCUUUCCAAACGUCAUUUAACCUGGAAAAAGAGGUUUGAAUACAGAAGAUAAUUACCUAUAGAUCAGUUUUUGUUUAUUAAUAACCAUAUAUGAUAUUUUAACGCAUAUAUAUAAAGCAUUGCUUGUAAAUGCGAAGAAAGUAUUAUGAGAUUAUAAGAAAGUAGAUCUAGAUCUAGAUCUAUCUGCUAUAUUUUAAGAGGAGUGCUCAACACGAGAACCGCCAAUGCCACAGGAAAGCGAGAUCCACACCAGGCUAGCAGGCUAGAACAUCAUGGACGUAGCCUUCGACCAACACAACCACACCAGCCCCGAUACCGAGGAGAUUCAUGACUACCACAUACACCGCAAAGUCGUCUUCAUCUUCGUGCCCGUGAUCCUGUACAUUUUGGGAAUUCCAGGCAACCUUUUGACCAUCAUGGUCUUCCGCAAGCGCUCGAUGAAAGACAACUUCGUCUCAAAGCUUUUCGUCGUGCUGUGCGUUGUGAACAUCUUCUGCCUUCUCGUGGGGCUGACGCGGCACUUUGUGGAGGGCCUGAUCGACUACAAUAUCCGUCUCUACUCCACCAAAGUCUGUUACUUGCACAGCUACAUGACCCUUGUAUCCAUAUCCUUCUCCAAUUGGCUGCUGGUCGUGAUCACAGCAGUGCGGGCCAUACACAUCGCUAAGCCAGAAAGAUCCAGUAAAGGUCCAUCAUAUUUUUACGCGUGGAGUUUCUUAAUUUUCUCAUCUAUUGCUAUCGCUCAGGGAAUGUUCACUACACUUGGUACAUGGAUAUUCUCUGACGAAGAAACUGGCGCCCUGAAGGAAUGCGAAAUCACCAAUGGCAAUGUGUUCGCCUUCUUCUCCAUGUCCGUCUUCGCUUUCAUCCCCGCCGUCUUGAUCGCAGUCCUGAAUGUCAUCAUCUCGAUACUGCACCACAGGAAGGUCCCGACCUCGAUGGUACAGCGGAAGUUAAACAGACUGGUCAAACAGCAACUGUAUAUCUUGAUACUGGUCACCACCUGCAUGUUCUUUAUCACCAAUAUACCGCUCGCAGUCUUAUACACCUCCGUGUCCGUCCUCUUCGAUUUGACGGAUCCGCUUGAAGUCCAGAAAGCUAAGCUAGGUAUGGCGUACUCGGCCAUGCUGUUAUAUACUGGCCAUGCGGCCAACUUCCUGACCUUCUGCUGCUUCGGAAGUUUAUUCCGGCGGGAGCUGAAGAAGAGCCUGGCGAAGAGUUUCCCACCGCUCAGGGCGCUUCUUUUUAAGAGGUCGGAAACUAUAACAAGUACGUCACAACGUUUGGAUUCUGGAUUUGUAACCGAUUGUAACUUGAGAGACGACUCUCUCAUCAACUACUUCCGAGAGGAGGGUAUCUUCACACCCUCAGUAGGCUCUCCGGAUUCCCUUGAUAAACUUGAAUCUUCGACAGACGUGUAACAAUUGUGAUACAAUG
Molecule: messenger RNA, 1487 nt
Organism: Physella acuta
Lineage: Eukaryota; Metazoa; Mollusca; Gastropoda; Physidae
Biological process (GO): G protein-coupled receptor signaling pathway
Cellular component (GO): plasma membrane
Molecular function (GO): G protein-coupled receptor activity
Source: RefSeq, a predicted model, not a curated record